GCUGUAUUCAAUGCGGUCGCCGUCGCUGUUGCCUUCUCUCGGCGCCGGGUUGUCACAACUCACUCCUUCUGGGAUUACAGAAGCAUCGUUGUGAACCGCGUUGGGACGUGUCUGCGUGUCCGGGUGGCAACAACUGACGUCCACGCGCCGAGAUGGUGAUGAUGAGACUGCAUUUGCCUCUCUCUCAGCGUCAGCCUGAUCAACACGCCACCCGGCCAGCUCCACCGGAAUGCCGUGGCCGCGCUUGUAGGUGUGAAACGUACGAUGCCGACCAUGACGAUGGAUCGAUUCACUUUAAAUUUGCUUUGCGCGGAUUUCGCCUGGUUGGAUACCGUGUAGGCGCUGCCUCUUAAGCCCCUUGAGAGGGAGAGGAACGGCGCUCACCCCUCCCUCUCUCCGGUGAGGAUCCUACGGCGCUCUUUCCUUCUAUCUCCUUUCUCUCCUUCGUUACUCCCUCCCUUGUACGCUGCAAGACGGCGCAAGCGCAGUGCGCUCCCACAAGACACAAUCCACUCGUUCUCCGGACAGAACAUCCCCCAAUCAUCAAUCUCAUCUAAGCGCCUCCUCACCUAACAAUAUCCCAAGAUGGCCGCACGUCACUUCGCCCCACUCUUAGGACUCGCUGCGUCAGCCGCAGCGCAAAUAAUGGCUGGAACCUCACUUGUCCCAAUGCCGGCUGCUACCGCUGUUUCAUCUCUUCCGACAGACGCAGCAAAUGGAUACUCUCCGUCUAGCGCCUCGUCCUCUGCUCCAACGGCUGGGUCCGGCUCUGGUUCAGGUUCGGGCUCUGGGUAUGGAGGGUCAGGUUAUGGAGGUUCUGGAAACAACUGGAACGGCAACUCCGCUGCUCAACCGCAGGUCACUCAGCCCCCAUCGAUGGGCGGCUGGAACAUGCCCAACGACCAAAGCCAGUACUCGUGGUUCACUCAAGGAGGUUACAGUAGCAUGGCGUGUGGAUACGGGUGGCAGAAGGAUAACUCGGGGCGGUGUACAUCUCAGAGCUGGUGGGAAUGGGAGGGCUGCUACGAGACCGUCAUCAUCAAUGAGACGGAGCUCUGCUCAGCUGAAACAGUUACUUCGUGGGACGUUUCCACUCGCACCGAGACAUGUACUGUCACAAGCACCGAGCACGACACCUCCAUCGUCACCAACACUGCUACUGCGACCGUAACUGAUGUCAAGACGUUGAUAAACACCGUCACGGAGCACGACACCAUGACCGUCACGUGGACAAGCACCAAGGUAGUCCCCACCACUGUGAUCAACACCGUGACAAGCACCGACUUAAUGACCAAGACUGUCACCUCGACGCAGACCGUUACCUACACGCAGCCGACGACAAUCGUGCAGACCAAGGCAUUCACCGAGCUCGUCACCGACGUGGUCACACAGACAGCUACCAAGACGCAAGACGUGUUCGUCACCCAGGCAUUCACAGACCUUGUUACGGACGUCGUUACCCAGACCCAAACAGUGCUCGUUCCGACUACCAAGGUCUGGGUCAGCACGGAGGUCAUCGACCAGACCCAGGUCUUGUACCACACCCUCACCGCCACGCAAACGGUGCAAGUUGUUCAGACAGCCGUUGUAACACAGGCCUUCACUGACGUGCGGACCGAGGUCGAUACUCAGACGCUCACAGUCGACCAUGUACAAGUCCAAACCCAGCUCGAGACCGCCACCGUGACCGCCACAGCCGUUGAAGCGGAACUCGUCACCCAGACGCUGCUCGCGACAACGGUUGUGCCCACGACAGUCGUCGAGACCCAAACGGUGUCUGUUGCAGCGGCCGCGGCAGCGCAGGCGGUCCAGACCGAAGUUGUUGUGUGCUUCGAGCAAUGCUCUAGCCAGUGGUGGGGCAGCUCUAGCUGGUCAUGGGACGGCUCUGGAUCGAGCGGCAGCUCUAACACCUGGUCGCCCUCAUCAAGCAACAACAACAACUACGGGUCGUCAAGCUCGUCCAGCUCCAGCUACGGGACAGGAAGCAGCGGCAGCAACAACUACGGCAGCGGCUCGUACAAGCGCUCCGACCCAUCGUAUGAAUCCGGAUCUCCCAGCUCUGGCUCAUCAUCCUCGUACGGCUCGGGCUCGUCUAACUCAUGGUCCAACUACCCGCCGCCUUCCUCUUGGUCGUGGAACGGUUAUGGCUGCACCGGUUCAUCUUGCUGCUCUGCUCCUCCCGAAGUGAUCACCUGCACGCUCAAGUGCCAGGCGGUGCAGCCUAGCACCAGCUGGUGGUCCGCCGGUUGCUCAGGGCCGGGGUGCAGUAGCCUACCGCCGGACAUGCAAUCCUGGGGCGGCAGCGGGUCGAGCAAUAGCACCAACAGCUCCAGUAGCACGGGCGGCAGCGGUAGCGGUAGCUGGAACGGCUCAGGAGCCAUCAGCAGCAACCCGAACGAUGCCAUGCCUCUGGCCGUGCCGAUGGGCUUCUCCAACGCUGCUUGGGUCAAUAUCCCUCGUAGCAGCGAUCUCGACGUUACGUCCGCCCCGGCCGCCAGGGCUAAGAGAUCGUGGCGCUCACGGUCAUAACCAUCCUAGACUGUCCUCCCUCCCGUUUCCGUUCACUUAUUCACGAACUGAUGUUUCCUUCUGCCUGAGCCUUCCGGACCCUGACCCGAAUUUCCUCUCAAAC
Dacryopinax primogenitus is the source of this 2632-nucleotide messenger RNA. RefSeq lists its product as uncharacterized. The transcript has 3 exons. Bases 586 to 2529 code for a protein of 647 amino acids. Lineage: Eukaryota; Fungi; Basidiomycota; Dacrymycetes; Dacrymycetales; Dacrymycetaceae. The record is from RefSeq and is a predicted model, not a curated record.